AUGUCAGCUUCUUAUGUAGUCUUUGACUCUUUGACAAGCCGUUCCGCAAAUGCGGCAGGAGGCAGGGGUUUGAAGGUGUCCGCCAAGUCGCGAAAAAGUCGUGGAGUCAGGAAUUUGCUGCUUGAGAUCUACGGAAAGUAUCGAGUCGGCCAUGAAGCCAAGCUCAAAGAGGUUGAGAACUUGGCAGCAGUCCUGGAGCCCUUCUCGGAAGUAUUGACGGUUGCCAGCUACGAUACGGCUGAAAAUCAUCUUCCUCGAGAAGAGUUCGAUCGUGACAAGUAUGCUUCGCACACUGAGUGGUAUUGGAUACCAGUGAGUGGUUCACCCGCAAAGCUGGUCAAGCCUAAAAGGGAUGCGCCAAUGAAGAAGGUGCUGAACUUCGUCAGUUCUCAAGCACCAGAGCUCCAGCUCUCAGUGACGGAUCUGAUGGUGAAAUGGGAAGCAGCCAUGAAGGAGAAUCCACCACCAGAGCCGGCCAAAGCAGGUGCCUUGGGUGAUGUGAAUUUCGAUGAUUUGCCGCCAGCAACAGAGGUGCUCACUGGCGAGGAACAGAUGGAAGAGUCAAAGAAGGAUGAGUUUUGA
Molecule: messenger RNA, 582 nt
Organism: Durusdinium trenchii
Lineage: Eukaryota; Dinophyceae; Suessiales; Symbiodiniaceae
Source: the annotation of a GenBank genome assembly